AUGUUUGAAUGUCUUCGUGGGGACGGAGUCGUAUGCACCGGCAGAGAAUUAGAUCGUUGCGUGUGCUACUCGCGUCCUCAGCCUGCGACGACUGAACUUCUCGUGGAGUAUGUUGUUGAAAAGGUUUCUGAGUCUCUCGAGAGCCGUUCAAACACGUUCGAAUCAGAGGCACUUCUUCGAAGAGGACGUGCGAUCCAGAAUCCUUUGUCAGCAAUUGGAAGUCAUGGAGCGGAGACGCUGGAACAACACAACGAUGAAACACGUUCGUCCACUCACAAGCAACGAGACGGGAUAUCCCAUGAUGAGGAUGACACAGCGCAGGAGGGAUCCUAUGCGGGAAUGCUUGCGUUCCUGCCGUUAAGACUGCGUAUCAGCUCCGGCCCUACACGUGAUGUCGAGCUUGACGAACGCCGCCUCUCGCAGGAGUCAGACGACGCACAACGUGACUCACAGAGCGAAGGGAGGACAGGAUGUCCUGGCCCGCGGAUCUACCCUUUCAUUGGCCUUAAUUUUGAAGCAAACACCGGAGACACAGAUCAUCGUCUCUCAACGUUCCAGCAACGCCCUUUCACCUUCAAGAGAACGGUCUCCGGACCACAAGGAAAGAUCACGAAGUUGCCGCCUUUUGAGAUCGGCGGCAGUCAAGCUGAAAAACUGGCCGCAUUUAUUCAAGCUAAAGGCGCCCUCCAGAGCCAAACGCUGAUUCCACUCGAGUGCCUCUCCCGAGGGCUUUGGAUGCGAGUCGCUGCAAUACGAGUGUCAACCAGUGUGGCUACCUAUUCGCCCGCGGAAAGGAGAGGUCUCGGUGUCAACUCAGACACUCUCCAUUGGCUCGUCAAGCAUCACGUUGAGUUCCUUCACAUGUCCGCCGACCCUAUAUGGAUUGAUGUUAUACAGUCGGUUCCGUCGCGCCCCUUGAGCCAUGAAGGCAGUGAGGGCCCUAGGGGAGUGAGGAUGAGACAUGAGUCAGCUGUGCAAGUUUCCGUGGAGGCUCAUUCUUGCGAGUCUCAGCCGCCUGGCAGCUUCCCGCAGCAGUCCAAGAAUGGGCAUGGCGUGCACAUACCCUUAAUGAAAGCAUCCGCAGUUGACAAGCGCGGACUGUGGCAUUUCCCGAUGCACAACGUCAGUAACGCCGAGUCGGCCGUGCGCGCGGCGGCUCUCUCGCCGAGGAAGAGGGCGGCGUGGCGACGCUGUCCAACGAAAGGCAAGCGCGCGUCCGGGAAUCCACGCCUUCUCAACCUGUUGAAGGCAGGUGGAUCCCUUGAUCAGUUGGGGCAAGAGGAAGCGCAGGCUUUUAUCGAAGCGUAUAUUGAAGAUGCAGAUGUGAGCCGGGCCAGGACGUCUUCCAAUCCGGUCGAUCUUUUGAAUAGAUCAGCCUCCUGUUUUAGCGCGCCAAAUAUUGGAUCGCUUGCGUCUCCCUUUUCGACGCCAGUACAGCCGCAACGCCCAGCCACACAUGAAGACUCCACACGAUCGGAGAGCGGGACGGAUGCUCGGCCGGACCCUCUGCUUGGAUUAAGCGCAGCGAGCUGUGCCGAGACAAUAGCCGCUCGGCCUGCAAGUCGGCGGCUUUGUCAGCGACUCACCGCAGGGUUACCCCCUCUCCACGCAAGACGACCUACACAAGCCCGGGCAAGCAGGGAAUUGGUUCACGGCUCAACGCUCCUGACCUGGGACGGCCGGUGGAGCUAUGGACUCGCGUAUCUUGGCCGCGAUGAUCUGCUUCCCGCGGUAGUCCUUCGCACGACGAUGCUGGUGCCGCGUGCCACGUCCGUUCAAAAGAAGUUCCCUCGAGAGACACUUCUGGUGCUGCAGAUGAUCCUCCGAAAAGAUGCCCUGCCACAGUGGAUCGAGAGAGCAAUGAGCAGAUCGAGCGAUGGCACCCCUACGUCUGGUGCAGCUGCCUCGUCUAAUAGAACCGAUUAUAGAAGGGCUUCUGCCAGCAUUGAAGGCGUUUCAGUUGAUGCUGAGCCGGCGCUUGCAGAUUCACCCGUCGACGGGAGGGAAAACGAACAAGGUCUCCUAGUUUUCCAGACACCUUCGCUCAAGACGCUGUCUCCGGGCCAGUACAUCGUAGGCUGGAGACUCCUUCAGAGAGCUUCAGAUGCGUUUCAUGAGUCUCUCAGCACGAGCGAGACAGCGCACGGCGUUUCUAAGAGGCAGGGGCUCAGAGAUGCUGUACAGACGGGAGCGGAGCAACGCGGAAUCAUAAAUCACGUCUCUCGACAGCAGUCAAGAGAAAACCAGUCCAGGAUUCAUGCACAGUCCUCAGCCAAUGAGUCUCUCAGUCCCCGCCAAGGACGUUCUCCGUUCUCUGAAAGUGACGAUUCUUCUGUCCAGUCGCUUUUGGAAGGCCAUCAGCCGUCUUAUCGUAAUUCGUCCGACGAUAUUGCUAAAGAAAAUACAGGACAUGGUAGUGUUCGGCGUCACUCACCAAUGGAUGACAGCCAGACAGGCGAGCCACAAAGGGCUGGCGCACACCGAGUCGCGACAGCUGGCGCGCAUGACAACCCCCGAAGUGACAUACAGGCAGCGCGUGGGCACUGGGAGUUCUUGUGCUUGUGUCCGGAGGGCUUUAUGGGCGACCGCUGCGAAGCGAAGACGCUUCCGGACUACGCAUCCUCUCUUGUCAUGAUUUCCAACGUGGCAAUGGUGCCCGCGAUUGCAUGGGCUGCACAGAUUGGUGAUAUCGUGGCUUGCUUCGUGUUCUUGUUCACCGCUGUCGUCUCCCUUUUUUACCACGUCUGCUUUAGCGAGCUCUGGUGCAUUCUCCCACCACACAGCUUAUACCUUUUCGAUCACCUGGGCAGCGUGGCAAGCUUCAUGUGCGUGGCGGUCACGCUGAUGCAGUUCUCUAUCUGCACGCACAGAAUGAACCCCCAUCGCGCCAAGGGCAGAAAGGGAGACAACUACCAGCGGUCUCCGCAGUCCAGGGAAGCCCUCCAUGGCCGCGAGCAGCCAUCUGAGUGCUUCGUCGCCUCACGUUAG
Messenger RNA from Besnoitia besnoiti, 2988 nucleotides. RefSeq lists its product as uncharacterized. Lineage: Eukaryota; Apicomplexa; Conoidasida; Eucoccidiorida; Sarcocystidae. The record is from RefSeq and is a predicted model, not a curated record. The transcript is spliced from 5 exons. Gene Ontology annotation, cellular component: membrane. Bases 1 to 2988 code for a protein of 995 amino acids.